ACGUCGCAAGAACAAAGAAAGGAAAAAGAAAAAAAGAAAAGCAAUCUUACGAGGAAGCGUUAGAGCGACGCAGGCAAAGUGAGGAGAUCGUUUCCUAUAAAUUGAAACCACAAAGUGCUCUUUUUUUUUCUUCUUCUUCACACAAACCCUAACCUUGAUUUCUGAAUCUCCUUCAAUCUCUCUUGGACCGUUGCUCCGCUUCCUAACUUUGUUCAAAGUUUGAAAGAUCGAGAUAGAAAGAUGAGAAUUGAUUUUUCUGAGCCAGAGUGCAGAAACUGUUACCAUUGCCGCACUUCAGGCUGGCUCAAUAAUAGCCAAGAAUCUCAACCGCGCAGUGUGAUUGGCUCAUCCGUCACUUCAAUUCCCGUUACUAGUCCCGGACCAGUUCAAGAAGCUCCUGCACAUCAUUCUGUUGCUGUUGGUUCCACCUCAACAUCAACUUCAUCACCAUUCAGCUUUGGAUCUGCUCCUGCUCCUACUUCAACAUCAACAUCAUCACCAUUCAGCUUCGGACCAGUGCAAUCUGUCCCCCCAACUCAGUCUGCCGCAACUAUCGCUAAUGCAUUUGGGUCUCCCUCCUUCCAAGCUCCUGUACUAGCUACUAGUUCUGGUUCUGGUGCAUCUGGAACUUCCACAUCCUCAACUUCAUCUCCAGCUCCUGUUGCCACCACAUCUGUUAGUUUUGGACCAACGCAAUCUCUUGCCCCAGCCACCUUCCAAAGUGGAUCUAUAUUUAAAGCUCCUGUCCAAAUUAAUACUGGUUCUGGUGCAUCUGCCACUUCCACAUCUUCAACUUCAUCUCCACCUCAAAGUUCUUCUUUAUUCGGAUCCGCACCUGCUUUUACAUCGGUUAGUUCUGCUCCCACACCAACUUUAUUAGGGCCAAUUCAAGAUCCCGUCCAAGCUGGUGCAUCUAGCAGUUCCACAAGGUUUGGCAACCCUGCUUUCGCAAGACCUGAUAUUGGUAUCCCGCCAGUAACUUCCUCCUCAACCACUAGACCAGUUUUUGGUGCUUCACCUUUUGGGCAAACGCAACUUUUUGGUGCAUCUAGCACUUCCGCAUUCUCCCGAUUUGGUUGUGUCGCAGCAUCUCCGGCGAGUGGCUCUUCAGCUUUUACUUCUGUUUUUGGAUACACGCCACCAGCACCCUCCUUUUCAAACCGUUUCGGACAAAACCACCGAUCUAUCUUUGAUACACAUACAGAGGGUCUUCAUUCACAGUUUGGCUCCAACUCUGGAGCGAACACUUCUUUUCCCGGAUUUGGUGUUGGUUACUUGCCUGGGACUUCCUCCAACCUAUUAAGCCCAAAUCCACCAAAUUUGGCUGGUCGUUCAGUAGGUGGAGUAGGUCCUCAACCUUUUGGUUUCAAUGGAGCUACUACUGCGUCGCCGAGCUCGCCUUUUUCAUCACCUUCUAUAUUCAGCAGCAAUCCCAAUAUUGGAUCCCAGCCGUUUUUUGCAUCUCAUGGAUGGAGUAACCACACUGAACAAGGUAGUAGAAUUCCUGGUUAUGCGCCUACAGCUACAGAUGAUGGACAAAACAAACCUCUUUGGGAUCUCUCCACUGGAAAAGGCGAAGAAAAAUAUAUUUCCAUAUCUGCUUCCAAGCCGUAUCAACAUAAAAGCCAUGAAGAACUAAGGUGGGAUGAUUACAAGCGAGGAGACAAAGGUGGGUUGUUUCCUGGUGCUCAUACCUCUCCCAUAGGCUCAAGGCCAAACUUUGAUUUUACAACCCUAACUGGUUUUUUCCCUGGUAUGACCCGGUAUCAGAGCUCUAUUUCACCACCAUCCACAACAGUUCCUCCGAUUAACUCGAGUGUUCAGAGACCCCAUGAAACCGCUACUAUUCCUCCUCCAGCACACGGAUGCACUGCAUGUGGAGCAACCAGUAGCUCCUCUGCUUCUGGUAAUUUCACAUUUAAUGGUGCCACAACUCCUCCCUCAGCUGCAACAACUCCUCCCGGGAUGUUCUUUCCUACCACUGGUUUUGGUCCUAUGAUGUUUGGUACACCUCUUUCUGUUCAAGGCACAACUCCUCCAUCAGCUGCAACAACUCCUCCCGGGAUGUUCUUUCCUACCACUGGUUUUGGUCCUAUGAAUUUUGGUACAAAUCUUGCUAUUCAAGGCACUACUCCAGCACUUCAAGCCUAUCCUGUUCAAGGUUACCUUUUUCUCCCGUUCGCCGCCAUGAAUCUGCAGUAAUUUCUUUACUCUCUGAAUCAAAACUCUUUCUUCCAAGUUGUAGGACUAAGUCUCUGUUUCGAUUAAUUAUUAAAAAAAAAAAGAAAAAACAGUUGUUAACUUCAUGACUUUGUGUCUUAGUAAAGAAAGAUAUUGCUAUCGUGGAUGAAAAACAAUAUUAGUUUUACAUAUUUUUCCUCUGAAUUGGUAUAAUACCAAUCAUUAUUUGUACAUAAUUUUGAAUAAAUCAACAAAAAAAAAAGCUAUCUUCCUUGUA
Camelina sativa (false flax) is the source of this 2458-nucleotide messenger RNA. Lineage: Eukaryota; Viridiplantae; Streptophyta; Magnoliopsida; Brassicales; Brassicaceae. The record is from RefSeq and is a predicted model, not a curated record.